CAAACAUGUACCUCUUAGUGUGUAAUUAUUUAACUGAUCGAUUCUUCGUAUAAUUAUUCUUAAAUAUCUCUUAGCAUGUGUUGACUUGAAUGGUAAAUAGCUGGCUAGCUUGAAAACGCGCCUUUUGUGCCUGACAUCUUGUAGCAGCUAGAUAACAUUUAGCCUGCUGGCUAACAGGCUGGCAGUUCGUGUAUCCGUGCAGAAAUGUGAUGGCAUUAACUAGCUAGCCGAAUCUUACAAGCUAGCUAACUUGCUGUAUUGCAGUCGCUAGCUAGCUAGCAAAUGUGCUACAAAGCUAACUAGCUAAUCACGUCAUAUUUUAAAGACAAGGGGCAUGGUCACACGGCGAAAAAGGGUGAAGUCGGCAACAUAUCUCAGCCCCACCGCAACAUAUCUGCUGGAUGUGCAGACGCCCAGUCAAAAUCAAAAUGUCAUCACGUCGUCCUGUCCUGGCUGCAUUUCCUCUAGUUUGAGGCCACGUUAAAAAAGGGAGGAGGGAGAGGGACGCCGGUACUGCAUUCAGAGUCAUGAAUCUACAUCAAGUCCUCACAGGAGCUGUCAACCCGGGAGAUAACUGUUUCGCUGUAGGAAACAUAAAUGACGAGCCUUUCACGGCCUAUGCGUCUGGCUGUGACAUCGUGAUCCUGGGCAGUGAUUUUGAGAGGCUGCAGAUCAUUCCAGGGACGAAGCAUGGUAAUAUCCAGGUGGGCUGUGUGGACUGCUCUCUGCAGGGGGGUCAGGUGGCAGCCUCCUAUGGGAACGUCGUAUGUGUGUUUGAACCCGUUCCUCUCUUGAAUCAGAAGGAAAAGGCUUCAACAAAACUUAACUACCAGUGGCAGAAAAGUGGACAGUUUGUUUUGCAGUCAGUAGCGCACAACCUAGCAUGGGACCCCACAGGAACACGCCUUUUAACUGGGUCCACAAGCCUGCAGCUGUGGUCCAACCUCCGCUCCAACUCGGAGCCAGAGGAAGAGCAGGUGGAAAUGACUAUCGGAGCCCACCUGUCUGCAUGGAGGUGUAUCUGGGAAUGCAAAACAGCGUCUUCAGUUCAUCUGAUGAAGUUCUCGCCAGGCGGGGAGUUCUUCGCCACAGCCGGGCACGAGGACUGCCUGGUGAAGGUGUGGUACAGCACCAGCCGGUGGCAGUCGGGGGUGAACGCACUGUUCACCCCACUGGAGCAGUCGUCCCAGGGGGAGCUGGACUUCUCCUUCGUCUACCUGGCCCACCCGCGCUCCGUCACCGGCUUCUCCUGGCGGAAGACUAGCAAGUUCAUGCCAAGGGGCUCGGUGUGCAACGUGCUGCUGACCUGCUGCAAGGACAGUGUGUGCCGGCUGUGGGCGGAGACCCUCCUCCCGAGCGACAGCCUGCUGUCCGGCUACAGCCGCAGCCACGGCAACGCCCAGGGCGGGGAGGCGCUCCGGGCGGCGAGCAACGGCAAGAGGCCUUCCCCCGGCAUCCGCACGCAGGGCCGGAACCCCGCGGAGCUGAACCUGAAGGACGCGUGGAAAGGGCCGGCGCGCCAUUUGGCCCAGCCGUCGCACACCGGCUUCCUCCCGCACCAGCAGGACCGGCACCACGCCCACCGGGUCAACGCUGCCCCGCACGCCAACGCACUGUGCCACUUUCACAUCGCCGCCAGCAUCAACCCAGCUACAGACAUCCCCCUCCUCCCCUCCAUCUCCUCGCUGAGCGCGUCGGACGACGAGGAGCCGGGCGGACCCUUCACCGUCCACUGGCUCAACAACAAGGAGCUGCACCUGACGCUGGCCAUGGAGGUGUUCCUGCAGCAGCUGAGGGGCAGCCUGGAGCCGCAAAGCCCCGAGCCGGCCGCCCAGUCCGACGAGGAAACCGGCUGCGACGAGGAGGACCCAGCGCCCUCUCUUAGGAAGCGGCCGGGAGGGGGUGGGGUGGAGCCGGGCGGGGUCCCGCUGCCGGCGGCCGCCGUGGAGCACCAGGUGGAGGUGCUGCUGGAGGACUGGAACAAGGGCGCCGACAUGCUCUUCAGCAUCCACCCCAUGGAUGGCUCCCUGCUGGUGUGGCACGUGGACUGGCUGGACGAGUACCAGCCCGGAAUGUUCCGCCAGGUGCAGGUCUCCUUCGUGUCCCGGAUCCCCGUGGCGUUCCCGACGGGCGACGCCAACUCUCUGAGCCGCAGCGUGGUGAUGUACGCCUGCAACAAGAACGUGGACCUGGCCAUCCAGCAGGGCCGGCAGAGGCCCGCGGGUCUGCCGCACUCGUCCUCUGCGCUGAUCGGCUUCGGGCCCGGCAAGGCGGCCCCCGGCAGCAUGCGCCUCAGCAUCUUCACGCCCAACGUGCUGAUGAUCUCCAAGCACGCCGACGGCUCGCUCAACCAGUGGGCCGUCAGCUUCGCCGAGGAGUCGGCCUUCUCCACCGUGCUGAGCGUCUCGCACAAGUCGCGCUACUGCGGCCACCGCUUCCACCUCAACGACCUGGCGUGCCACUCGCUGCUGCCGCUGCUGCUCACCACGUCGCACCACAACGCGCUGCGCACGCCCGACGCCGACGUCGCCCGCUCCGCCGCCGCCUCGGCCGCCCCCGCCGCCGGGCCCCUCCCGGGCCGCCCGGGCAGGGUCUCGCUGGGCGCCAUGUCCCAGGACCCCAACGCCGUGUACAGCGAGCUCAUCCUGUGGAGGGUGGACCCCGUGGGGCCGCUGUCCUUCUCCGGGGGCGUGUCGGAGCUGGCCAGGAUCAACUCCCUGCACGCCUCGGCCUUCUCCAACGUGGCCUGGCUUCCCGUGCUCAUCCCCAGCACCUGCCUGGGUGUCUAUGGCAACUCGCCAAGUGCCUGCUUCGUGGCAAGUGACGGUCACUCGCUGAGGUUGUACCAGGCUGUCAUUGAGGCCAAGAAACUGCUGAGCGAGCUCUCCAACCCUGAAAUCUCAAAAUAUGUUGGAGAGGUCUUUAAUAUCAUCAGUCAACAAUCAACUGCAAAACCAGGCUGUAUCAUUGAGCUGGAUGCCAUCACAGACUUUCACGGGAAGGAGACCCAGCUGCUGCACGUGUUCGAGGAGGACCUGAUCCUGGGCAGCGAGAGGGACCCCGCGCAGGAAGCACCUGCGGAAGAGACCGCCCAGGGCCAGCAGGGCUUCUCGGCCCGCUUCUUCCUGGUGGUGGUGGAGUGCACGCCGAACGGGAGGUCCCUCCUUCACAUGUGGCACCUGCAGCUGGCUGCCCUCCAGAUCACAGUGGAUGAGACCCCGACCCCGUCCGACAGCGGGGGCGCGUCGCAGGAGGGCUCGCGGUUCGGCUUCUCGCCGGAGUCGCCGGGCACGCCGAGCCCGCAGAGGCCCCGCCCGCGCACCUCCAACCUGCAGAGCGCGCGGCGCCUCACGCUGGCCACGCGCAGGGCCUACAGCCGGGAGCUGCCGCUGCCCGACGGCGUGGAGGUCAUCCGCGCCACCCCGGCGGCAGGGCACCUGAGCUCGUCCUCCCUGCAGCCGGCGGGCCGGGCCCCGUACCUCCUGGCCACGUCCUGCUCUGACGGGAGGGUGAGGUUCUGGAGGUGCUGCUCCACGGCGGGGGAGGAGACCGCGGGAGAGCCCGGCUACGCGUGGGAGGAGUGGCCGCUGCUGGUGGAGGAGGGCCUGCCGGGCAGCAGCGCCGUCAGCGUGCCGGGCCGGCCGGUGGAGGUCAGCUGCUGCCACACCAGCCGCGUGGCCGUGGCCUACCGGCAGGAGCGCCCCCGCCAGGAGCCCUGCACGCGCGUCAGCAUAUUCCAGUGCGAGUCCACCGGUGGCUCCCAGUGGGUGCUGGAGCAGACGCUGAGCCUGGACGAGGCGGGCCCCGCCCGCCGCUGCCCGGGGGCCGGCCCUGACGAGCGCAGUGAGCCCGCCGCCAGGUGCCCCGUCCACCUGGACUGGGUCUCGCGGGAGGACGGCUCCCACAUCCUGACGGUGGGCGUGGGCUCCAAGCUCCAGAUGUACGGGCCGCUGUCGGGGCGGCCGGGCGAGCUGGGCGUCUGCGACGGCUCCCGGGAGCGCCACUCGUCCCGCCUGGUCCCGCUGCGCUCGGUGGACCUGGUGUCGUCUGUGGAGGGCGCCCUGCCCGUCCCCGUGUCCCUGUCCUGGGUGCGGGACGGCAUCCUGGUGGUGGGCAUGGACUGUGAGAUGCACGUCUACUCCCAGUGGCAGCCGGCGGCGGGCAAGGCCAAAACGGGCACGGCGGCCGACUCCGACGCCGCCGGCGCUCCGUCCCUGCCCGCCGCCCUCAGACAGGCCCAGCAGGACGGCGCCCUCCCCCCGCCGCCCAGAAAGACGCUGACGCGCUCCAUGACCAGCCUGGCGCAGAAGCUGAGCGGCAAGCGCACGGCCUACGACCUGCCCGCCGAGAUGGAGGACUCGGGGCUGUUCGAGGCGGCGCACCACCUCUUCCCCACCCUGCCGCAGUACCACCCCGUGCAGCUGAUAGAGCUGAUGGACCUGGGCAAGGUGCGGCGCGCCAAGGCCAUCCUGUCGCACCUGGUGAAGUGCAUCGCGGGCGAGGUGGUGGCCCUGCGGGACAGCGGCGCGGCAGCCGGCGGCGGCCAGGAGCGCAGGCUCCGCUCCCUCACCAUCAGCGCCAGCGGCAGCACGGCGCGCGACCCCAAGCUCUUCAGCAAGGCCGAGGCGUCCGACUACACCGAGAUCGACUCCAUCCCGCCGCUGCCCCUCUACGCCCUGCUGGCGGCCGACGAGGACGCCCCGCCCGCGGCCAAGGACAAGGCGGCCAGCGUAGGCGGGGACAGCGGGCGCGGCUCGUGCCAGACCGACGCCUACGACGAGCUCUUCCAGGCGGCCGCCCCCGGCCCCGGAGAGGUCGACCCCCUGGACAGCGACCAGGAGGACGAGGCGCCCAAGGUCAUCGACCUGUCCCAGUACAGCCCCACGUUCUUCGGGCCCGACCACGCCCAGGUCCUCUCCAGCCACCUGCUGCACUCCAGCUUGCCGGGCCUGACCCGCAUGGAGCAGAUGUCCCUGAUGGCCCUGGCCGAUACCAUCGCCACCACCAGCACGGACAUCGGGGAGAGCCAAGGCAAAAGCCAAGGUGGAGAGACCCUGGAUGAGUGUGGCCUGAAGUUCCUCCUCGCUGUGCGCCUCCACACCUUCCUGUUGACCUCUCUGCCCCCGGCCCACCGAGCCCAGCUGCUCCGCCAGGGGCUGUCCACCUGCCACUUCGCCUGGGCCUUCCACUCGGAGGCGGAGGAGGAGCUGCUCAACAUGCUGCCCGCCCUGCAGAAGGGUGACCCCACCUGGGCCGAGCUGCGCGCCAUGGGGCUGGGCUGGUGGCUGCGCAGCACCAACAAGCUGCGCAGGUGCAUCGAGAAGGUCGCGAAAGCAGCUUUUCAGAGAAACAACGAUCCCCUGGACGCAGCCAUCUUCUACCUUGCCAUGAAGAAGAAAGCGGUGGUGUGGGGGCUGUACAGGGCCCAGAAGAACGUGAAGAUGACGGCGUUUUUCAACAACAACUUCAGCGAGGACCGGUGGAGGAGGGCGGCGCUGAAGAACGCCUUCUCCCUGCUGGGCAAGCAGCGCUUCCAGCACUCAGCGGCCUUCUUCCUGCUGGCCGGCUCCCUGAAGGACGCCGUGGAGGUUUGCUUAGAGAAGAUGCAGGACCUCCAGCUGGCCCUGGUGAUCUCCCGGCUGUACGAGUCGGAGUUCGAGACGUCCUCCACCUACAAGCACAUCCUGCAGAGGCAGGUGCUGGGCCAUGACACGCCCGCCCACCAGGACCCCUUCCUGCGCAGCAUGGCCUACUGGAUCCUGGAGGACUACAGCCGGGCCCUGGACACCCUGCUGGAACAGCCCAGCGCCAGCCCGGACUCUGCCGGCCACUCUCAGGGCGCUGCGGACACGUCCCCUUGUCAGCCCGAGGUGUUCAACUUCUACACCUACCUCCGCACCCACCCCCUGCUACUGCGCCGCCACUUCGGCUCCUCGGAGAGAGCAUCCGCCAAAGUGGGCCUGACCCCCGAGAGCCGGCACCUGGCCGACUCCAUCAGCCUGGUGGAGCGGAGGCUGUUCUUCACGGCCGCCUACGCCCACCUCCAGGCCGGCUGCCCCAUGCUGUCCCUCGAGGUGCUCUCCAAAAUGCCCAAGGUGGUCAAGAGGUCCAGGCCGCGGGCGCCGAGCCGGGGGGACGCCACCGCGCCCCCCAGCCCUUCCAAGGAGGCCAGGGCGGACAGGGCGGCCGACUUGGACUGGUCGCAGCCGGUGGUGAACGGGUACGAGUCGGCCUGCGACAGCCUCUCCAACAGCCAGUCGGACUCGGUGCUGAGCUUCGACUGGAGCCAGCCCUCCGUGGUGGUGCCGGACGAGCCCCUGGAGCUCAAGUGGGACAGCGACAAGGAGGACUCGGAGGACGAGGAGUCGGGCCUGGCCAUGCGCGCCGUCGGCGCCGGGAGCAACGGCGUCUUCGCCGACACCCCCGACGCCACCUCGGCCCCGACGGAGAGCCCCAGCUCGGUGGGGGAGGAGCCUGUCCUCGACCCCUCGGAGGACAUCCUCACGGCGCAGCUCAAGUUCCGCGCCUGCCUGAAGAUCCUGACGGCCGAGCUGCGCACGCUGUCCACGGGCUACGAGCUGGACGGGGGCAAGCUCCGCCACCAGCUCUGCCACUGGCUGGAGAGGGAGGUGGCGGCGCUGCAGAGGAGCUGCAGCUACAACCCAGGCCUGCAGGGGGCGGCGGAGGGCGCCGCGGGGGAGGCGGGCGCCGGGAGGCCGGCGGGGGCGGACCCGGCGGAGCCGGUGGGGGCGGCGGCCCCGCUGGAGUGGCGGCGCAGCCGAAGGCAGUGGCUGCGCAGGAACCAGCCGCUGCUGCGCAUGUUCCUCAGCUACUGCAGCCUGCACGGCUCCCACGGCGGCGGCCUGGCCUCUGUGCGCAUGGAGCUCAUCUUGCUGCUGCAGGAGUCACAGCAGGACGACGGUGCCGUCGGCCCCUCCCAGCAGCAGCACCAGGCCUCCAUCCCACUCCUUCUGGCCUCCACGGCCAGCGCCAAGACGGUGGUGGCCAACCCCAUCGUCCACCUCACCAACCUCGCCCACGACAUCCUGCACACCAUCAACGCCCUGGACUCCCCCCCGCACCCCGACGUCGUCAACAACAAGAUCUACGUGAUGCACACCUUGGCCGCCUCUCUGUCAGCAUGCAUCUACCAGUGUCUGUGCGAUGGCCACAACUACAGUCAUGUGAACCAGUUCACGGGGAUCGUCUACCAGAGCUUCCUGCUCUCACAGCAGCAUCCUGGGAGAACCAUCAGCAUGGAGGAGACUGUCCUGCCCAACACCUCCCCAGCACAGUGGCCAGGUAUCGGGGCGCUGAUCCGCCUCCUGAACUCGGCGGGAGAGGAGAACCAGCCGGGCCUGACGGUGCUGCUGUGCGAGAUCCUGACGGCAGUCUUCCUCAGCCUCUUCGUGCACGGCCUGGCCACCCACUCCAGCAACGAGCUCUUCCGGAUCGUGGCCCACCCGCUCAACAGCAAGCUCUGGGUGGCAGUGUUCGGAGGAGGCGCGCGCGUACCCAUCGUGGAGAGGCCCAGCCCAGUGAAGCAGCCCUCAGUGUCCUCCAUCAGCGACGAGACGGACAGGAGGCACAAACGCUUCAGGCUGCUGUCGUCCCGGAGCAACUCCAGAGAGGGCCCGCAGACCCCGCCCAGCCCGGUCGUGGAGCAGGAGACGUCCAUCUUCAAGGAGGAGUUUGUCCCCCCGGAGCUCAGCAUCUGGGACUACUUCAUCGCCAAGCCUUUCCUGCCGCCCUCCGAGAGCAGGGUGGAGUACGAUUCGGAGGAGAGCCAGGGCAGCCAGGACGAGGACGAGGACGAGUACGGGGACGUGUUCGAGUCGGACGCGCCUCUCCGAGAGCACGCCAACCCCAGCUCUUACAGCUGGUGUAUGAUGCGCCUGGCCAUGGUCCAGAUGGUGCUGGUCAACCUGAAGACUUUCUACCCCAUGGCAGGUCAUGACCUCUUAGACCUCCCGGUGGGCUCCCCGCUCUGCCACGCGGUGCUGAAGACCCUCCAGCGCUGGGAGCAGGUGCUGCUGAAGAGGCUGGAGAUCUUCGGGGGCCCGCCACCCAAGUACAUCUCCACGCACCCCCUGGACGACACCCUGGCGGCCGGCCCCGCCCUCCUCCGGCACAAGGCCCUGUUUGAGCCGUCCAACACGCCUUUCAGGUCCAACCACCACUCAGCUCUGCCCGUUAAAAGGCUGUGGCAGUACCUGGUCAAGCAGGAGGCGGUCCAGGAGACGUUCAUCCGCAACAUCUUCACCAAGAAGCGGGACCAAAACGAGUCGGUAGAGGACCGCAAUGAAAAUGUCAAAUGUUCUGUGACGGAGGAUCCUAGCUUCAACCAGAUAGAGGCAGAUCUGGGAUACCCGGGAGGAAAGGCCCGAAUCAUCCACAAAGAAUCCGACAUAAUCACUGCCUUUGCCAUCAACAAGGCUAAUCGCAAUUGUCUAGUGAUCGCUUCAACCCACGACAUCCAAGAGCUGGACGUGUCCUCCAUCUUGGCUACUCAGAUACUGACGUGGAUCGACGACGACGUGGACUCCGAAGUCAAAGGGGCUGACGACUUCCUGGUGAUCCACGCGCGGGAUGACUUCAGCAGCCUGCACGGCACCACCCCCUACACCCACAGCAGUCCCGGCACGCCAAUCAACAUGCCCUGGCUGGGCAGUCUGCAGACGGGGCGGGGCGCAGCUGUGCUAAUCAAACGAAACCUAAACAAUGUGAGAAGGAUGACCUCCCACCCAACUUUACCAUACUACCUGACGGGCGCCCAGGACGGCAGCGUGCGCAUGUUUGAGUGGGGCCACUCCCAGCAGAUCAUCUGCUACAGGAGUCCGGGCAACUCCAGGGUCACCCGCAUCCGCUUCAACUACCAGGGCAACAAGUUCGGCAUCGUCGACGCAGACGGAGCCCUGAGCCUGUGGCAGACCAACACGACCGGAAACACUCCCAAGCCCUACCUGACUCUGCAGUGCCACAAUAAGACGGCGCACGACUUUGUCUUCGUGGGCUCGUCCUCCCUCAUCGCCACGGCGGGGCUGUCGACUGACAACAGGAAUGUGUGUCUGUGGGAUACGCUGGUGACGCCGGCUAACAGUCUAGUCCACGCGUUCAGCUGCCACGAGUCGGGCGCCACGGUGCUGGCGCUGGCCUCCCGGCAGCAGCUGCUCAUCUCCGGCGGGCGCAAGGGCUGGAUCAGCGUGCUGGACCUGACGCAGCGGCACCAGCGGCAGAGCUUCCAGGCCCACGACUCGCCCGUCAAGGCGCUGGCCGUUGACCCCACCGAGGGCUGCUUCAUCAGCGGCUCCGCCGAGGGCAACAUCAAGAUCUGGAGCCUGUCCACGCAGUACCUGCUGCACAGCUUCCCCAGCGAGCAUGCGCGCCAGUCCCUCUUCAGGAACCUGGGCACGGGCGUCAUGCAGAUCGAGGCGGGCCCCGCCAACCACAUCUUCUCCUGCGGCGCCGACGGCACCAUGAAGAUGCGGGUGCUGCCCGACCGCUUCAGCGUCAGCAACUGGAAGAACGACGUCAAGUUCAUCCUAUAGCGCAGGGGGUUCGGCCCGGCCGCGCUCCCCCCCCCCCCCCCCGCGGCGCUCCGCCUCAGCACAGCCCACGGAAACACGGAGGGGCGGAGCUACCGCUUCAGCACAGCCAACGGAAACGUGAAGGGGCGGAGCUACCGCCUUCAACACAGCCAACGGAAAACACAAAGGGGCGGGGCAACCCCUUUGGCACAGCAACCAGAAAAACAAAAGGGGCAGGGUAACCGCUUCAGCACAGCCAGUGGCAAAUUCUGAGAUUCUUGAGUCACUGCCUACACAUUGUUACUGACAUUUAUUGAGGAAGCAAUCAUAUCCCCCCCCCCAGAGCUUUGCGCCUUAAGAUUGUUCUCCCUGUUGGGAAAUUUACAAAAAAGGUAUAUCCAGUUUAUGGUUUUUAUUUGAGGAGCACCGGGGCCCUGUGUUUUGUUUUACUUUUUUUAUUAUAUAAAUCUCUCUCCCACAAUCCCCUGCAGGUUAAAAGGAGACAAAGCAAUAAAGCCACUUGAUGAUGCGCUGAAGCACACCCUUGAGCCAUAACAACCAAAUAAUUAUGUACAUACUCUCAAAGGAAGUCUGUCUGACGGUCAUUGUAUGAAGUGCGCACCGAAACCAGGAAGCUGACCCUUCAGCGUCCAGAAGUGCAUUGACACAUUCAGGCCUCACUGUGUAGUAUUAUUAUGGUGGUGUGCAUUGUGGUUUAACCUUCCUGUGGGGAAGGAGGUGGUGGAAGUAACACCUUAGGCUGUACAGUAGUGUGGUACACUUAUAAAAUUAUAGAACCUCUGAAUGCCUACCCAGUCCUAGCACAAGAGUACCCUUGCACUGUUGUCACAAACUGUACAUUUGCCGUGUUCCACAGGGUAAAGCUGGAGGGUUCGAUGCCUACUGUAAAUAGUACGUUACAGAGAGGAAGUUGAUUAACUGCUUUAUUAGGUAUUAAUAAACUGCUCUAUUAGAUAAUAAUGUAUUAGUAAGGUAAAAGUUCAUGAUGAACAUUUUGUGAAAUAUAAUAUUUAUGAAUAGUGUGUUUGUGUAGCAAAAAAAACUGGAUUAAAACAGGUAGUUCUGGGGACUCGGCAUGCUUAAGCCUCCUGUGUUAAUCGACUCGGGAGGUGGUUUUCUUUUCUUGUGUCAAAUUCUAUUACAAUGACGUCAGUCUAUCAGACAAAUGUGACUUUCUAUCGCAGAGGAUUUUCAAACGGUAAGUGUAUUCAGACAAAAAAAAUCUCUAAAACAAAAUUCAUCAUCCAUUUUAUGCAUAGGUUGCCAUAAACAGAAAUCUCUGAUUUUUGUAGUUGCUUUGUUAUAAUUUCACAAAUGUGUAUUUCACUGCAGACUUCAAUAAUACUUUGACAUCUUUAGCCAAGAAAUAUUACUGACUUAUGCCUGGGGGGGGUGUGGGUGUGGGGGGG
Messenger RNA from Megalops cyprinoides (Indo-Pacific tarpon), 10957 nucleotides. It is a transcript of the gene dmxl1, whose product is annotated as Dmx-like 1. Gene Ontology annotation, biological process: vacuolar acidification. Lineage: Eukaryota; Metazoa; Chordata; Actinopteri; Elopiformes; Megalopidae. Bases 528 to 9548 code for a protein of 3006 amino acids. Gene Ontology annotation, cellular component: RAVE complex. The transcript has 45 exons. Gene Ontology annotation, molecular function: protein binding. The record is from RefSeq and is a predicted model, not a curated record.